Messenger RNA from Penicillium odoratum, 1050 nucleotides. RefSeq names its product thioesterase family protein. NCBI's taxonomy places the organism in Eukaryota, Fungi, Ascomycota, Eurotiomycetes, Eurotiales, Aspergillaceae. The coding region runs from base 1 to 1050 and encodes 349 amino acids. The transcript is spliced from 2 exons. The record is from RefSeq and is a predicted model, not a curated record.
AUGUUUGCGAUACCAGCGGCUUUUCAAACCGAAUCUAUGCGCGAUCUCGCGUCGGCCGCGGGGUCGCUCGCCUCCUGGCGAACUCUGGCCUUGGUUCUGGCCAUCAUUAAUUUGAAAAACCUCCCGUUCGCCUGGCAUUUCCGUUUAUUGUACCACUUCCUAACCAACCUGCGUUUGAAGCCGAAUGCCCCAUUCUUCCCCAAGGGAAAAGCUAUCGUCGAUACUCGAGGAAAUCCGACACAUCCGGUUUUCGUGCCAUGCACCGUCACAUCACGAACCCCGUUGUUAGAGACCGAUUACAACCUACACAAGUCUAACAGCACAUAUUUUACCGACCUGGACGUGGCACGUACCGCACUUGUGAGCCGACUCUACAGCCCUGGUGUUGGCCUCGUGAGCAAGGAAUUGGACCAGGAGUUUCUCGCUACGAGCCAGAAAGAGGGCAAGAAACCCCCAAGGCGACUUCCCAUCAUGAUUGUCCUUGGAUCUGUUUACUGCAGCUAUAAGCGCGAGAUCAAGCCGUUUGAACUAUAUGAGAUGCAGUCCAAGGUGAUUUCUUGGGAUCAGAAAUGGAUGUACAUUCUUACGGCGUUCUUGAGACCUGCCAAGAAAGCCGGCGGGGAGAAGACGCUUCUGGCCACUGCUGUGAGCAAGUAUGUGGUGAAGAAGGGUCGACUGACCGUGGCGCCCGAGCGAAUUUUACGGGCUGGUGGGUUUCUUCCUGCUCGACCCGCAGGAGUUGAGAGCCUCGGUGUGCCGGUGGAUUCGUCGGCGGAGGCCUCUGCCAUUGCAACGCCUGCUAGCGGGGAGGGUAUUACCGCUGCUGGCGGUGUCGAUGGCUCUUUGGUGCGGGAGGUUCUCAAGAUCAGUGAAGAUCAGAUUCCCGACCGCGAGACCCUUGAGCAGGAGAAGAAGGUUAACUCCGAUUCCUGGAAUUCUGAGGAAUGGACAUGGGAGCGGAUUGAGCAGGAGAGACUCCGAGGAUUGGAAGUUGUGGAGCCAUAUAUUAAUAUGGAUGGUAAAUUAGAGAAUGAGGUAAAUGGUAAAUAG